Molecule: messenger RNA, 986 nt
Organism: Phragmites australis (common reed)
Lineage: Eukaryota; Viridiplantae; Streptophyta; Magnoliopsida; Poales; Poaceae
Product: mitochondrial pyruvate carrier 4-like
Exons: 6
Coding region: 198-527 (109 amino acids)
Biological process (GO): pyruvate import into mitochondria
Cellular component (GO): mitochondrial inner membrane
Source: RefSeq, a predicted model, not a curated record
UCGUCGUGUCUACCGCGAUUAGUAGUGAGCGUAGCCUCCUCAACCCCUCCGCUGAAGUCGCCGUCGGCUUGGGUUCUUCCCGCGCAGUUCGUCGCCGGCUCAACCGCCUCCUCUCAGCCCGUCGCCGGUGACCUCUUUAUCACCCUAGAACAAGUGAAACAGGUUGUUCAAAAGGACAGCACUGUGUGUUUGUUUAAAUGACUUCGAAGUUCCAAGCCUUUUGGAACCAUCCUGCUGGCCCCAAAACCAUUCAUUUCUGGGCUCCAACAUUUAAAUGGGGUAUCAGCAUCGCCAACAUUGCUGACUUUGCUAAACCACCUGAAAAAAUAUCCUAUCCCCAGCAAGUUGCUGUGGCUUGCACUGGAAUCAUCUGGUCCCGCUACAGCAUGGUUAUCACACCAAAAAACUGGAAUCUGUUCAGUGUUAACGUUGCAAUGGCCGGUACAGGCCUGUAUCAGCUUUCACGUAAAAUAAGGCAAGACUACUUUUCUGAAGAAAAUGAUGCUGCUGCCUCACUGGAAGGAUGAUGACGACAGACAAGAAUAAUAGAUCGAGAAGAGAAACAUACAGCCCUGGAUCUCAGUUCAUUUUGGGUUGUAGACACAUGCCGUUUAAUCCAAGACUGGAAACCGCUGUUUGCUUGUUUUUUUCUGCACUCAUGACCGGACCGAUGUGAACCCCCAUCACCCCCCCCCCCCCCCAAAAGAUAAAAUAAAAGUAGAAAUGCACCAAAAUAAUCGUUUAUGUAUUUGCGAGAUAUCAUGCAAAUACAUGAAACAAUCCUCACUAUGUUUUUCUGCUGCCGAGACAAUCUAUUUUUUGGAACACUAUAUUUUCUGCCAAGCCGACUCUUGUAACCCACCGUCAAUUAUCUCUCCGUUUUCAAUCCGUAGCCACUCCUUUUUGUUAUGGUCAUGCGGGAGCUACAUUUUACCUCUGGAAAGUAAGCUCCCUAUCAAUGCAGAUGAGAGACAUUUAUGGGCUUC